AUGUCGUCUGGCGAAUUCUCCGGAGCCGAGGCAGAAUCUGCAUACAACGACCUCAAGCGACUGAUCCCGGCGCUCGCCCUGGAGCUGGACCAUUUGCGUGCGGCACUGCGGGAGCACAACCUCUGGCUCCAGCGAUACGGCCACACGGCGAGCGUCGAUGCAAGCAGCGACUUCUACGCGCCCCCAGACACUGCACGCGCGGGAGCAAACGACCCGGAGCUGCCCGCCUACUCGGCCUCAGAUGUCCCGCCCUACUCGUCCGGGCCCAGAGUUGCCCCGGCUGAGACGGGCACCAGGGACGAGGUGCAGCAGCGUCGCGACCAGCUGGUUGAAUGGCUGGCGGAGGGCGAGGACACUCUGAGGGAGUACUCGAACCGGUUCGCCCAGCUGGCGCAGGAGGCGAACAUGCCCCCGGAGGACCUCCUGGGAACCUGGAGUGAGGCCAGUCCGGAUAAUGCUCUGCCCGACUAUGAGAGGAUCGAGCCCAAUGAGGAGCGCAUGGUCGGUGGUGUUGGUGAGGUUCCCCCGCCCUACGUGAGGGGGCCCGCGAUGUCCAAGCGACAGGAAUGA
Molecule: messenger RNA, 570 nt
Organism: Clonostachys rhizophaga
Lineage: Eukaryota; Fungi; Ascomycota; Sordariomycetes; Hypocreales; Bionectriaceae
Source: the annotation of a GenBank genome assembly